Messenger RNA from Chlorocebus sabaeus (green monkey), 7020 nucleotides. RefSeq names its product transcription termination factor 2 (gene TTF2). Gene Ontology annotation, molecular function: zinc ion binding; ATP-dependent activity, acting on DNA; ATP binding. Gene Ontology annotation, biological process: DNA repair. The record is from RefSeq and is a predicted model, not a curated record. Lineage: Eukaryota; Metazoa; Chordata; Mammalia; Primates; Cercopithecidae. Gene Ontology annotation, cellular component: nucleus.
GGCGGAAGCAGAAUUUGGGGCGGGGCCUUGUGGAACUUGGGGGACGCAGCGAAAUGGAAGUAGUUAGAUGUCCGGAGCACGGGACUUUCUGCUUUCUUAAGACCGGCGUCCGCGAUGGCCCGAAUAAAGGAAAGAGCUUCUACGUGUGCCGGGCAGACACGUGCAGCUUCGUGCAGGCCACCGACAUUCCUGUUUCUCAUUGCUUAUUGCAUGAGAACUUUGUGGUAGAGCUUCAGGGUUUGCUUCUGCCACAGGACAAGAAAGAAUACAGAUUGUUCUUCCGAUGCAUUAGAAGUAAGGCAGAGGGGAAACGCUGGUGUGGAAGUAUUCCAUGGCAGGAUCCUGAUUCCAAAGAACAUUCUGUCCCCAAUAAGUCUCAGCAUGCACCUGAGACAUUUCAUCAUUCUUCCAACCAGCUGAGAAAUCCAUUCAGGGUACUUGACAAGAAUCAAGAACCAUCUCUCUGGAAACAGCUCAUCAAAGGUGAAGGUGAGGAAAAGACGGCUGAUAAGAAGCAAAGAGACAAGGGAGAUCAGCUUUUCGAUCAAAAGAAGGAACAGAAACCUGAAUCGAUGGAGAAAGAUCUCUCAUCUGGCCUGGUACCAAAGAAAAAACAAUCUGUAGUUCAAGAGAAGCAGCAAGAGGAGAGAGCAGAGAUUCAGUGUGAGGCAGAGGAGACUGGAGGCACACACACAAGAGACUUUUCUGAAGUUAAAUCUCAACAGUGCCAAGGUAAUGAGCUUACAAGGCCAUCUGCAUCUUCUCAGGAGAAAUCAAGUGGUAAGAGUCAAGAUGUCCAAAGAGAAUCAGAACCUCUGAGAGAAAAGGAUACCCAGCUUUUGUCUCAAAACAUUCACAGUCACAGCUCAAUAAGCAAGCCCCAGAAAGGGGGACCCCUCAACAAGGGGUACAAGAACUGGGAGGCUAAAGAAACAAAGGCAAAAGAUGGCCCUAGCACACAGGCCACCCAGAAAAGCCUGCCUCGGGGGCAUUUCCAAGAGCGGCCGGAGACCCACGGUGUGCCUGCUCCUGGAGGACCAGUGGCUCAGGCUGCACCAGCAGCACCAGGGCUUUCCCUGGGUGAGGGCCGCGAAGCUGCCACAAGCAGUGACGAUGAGGAGGAAGAUGAUGUUGUCUUUGUUUCCUCUAAGCCUGGGAGCCCCCUACUCUUUGACUCGACUCUGGACUUACAGAUGAAGGAGAACCUCCAAUUCCCUGAUCGAAGUGUGCAAAGAAAGGUAUCUCCGGCCUCAGGUGUUUCCAAGAAGGUGGAACCCUCAGACCCAGCAGCCCAGCGUGUCUACCUUACAACACAACUGAAACAAAAGAAGAGCACACUGGCAUCAGUGAACAUCCAGGCUCUUCCAGACAAGGGUCAGAAGUUGAUCAAACAAAUCCAGGAGCUGGAGGAAGCGCUCAAUGGUCUUGCCCUUUCCCCAGAGCAAGGAACUAAUGAGAAGAGUAACAGUCAAGCGCCACAGCAGAGUCACUUCACCAAAACUACCACUGACCCUCCCCACCUGGUGCCUCCCCAACCCCUUCCUGGUUGUGGUACCCAACCCGUGGGUUCUCUAGAACUAAAGUCUGUCUGCCAGGUGACUGCUGGAGGAUCCAGUCAGUGUUAUCAAGGUAACACCUAUUUGUACGCACGCCAUGCAAACCAAGAUCACGUUCACGCAGUGUGGAAAAUCACAAGUGAAGCCAUCGAUCAGCUGCAUCGCUCACUUGAGUCAUGUCCUGGUGAGACGGCUGUUGCAGAAGAUCCUGCUGGGCUGAAGGUCCCUUUGUUACUACACCAGAAGCAGGCAUUGGCUUGGUUACUGUGGCGGGAAAGUCAGAAGCCACAAGGAGGGAUUCUGGCGGAUGAUAUGGGCUUAGGAAAAACCCUGACAAUGAUUGCACUCAUCCUGACCCAGAAGAAUCAAGAGAAAAAGAAAGAAAAGGAGAAAAGCACAGCUUUGACAUGGCUCUCCAAAGAUGACUCUUCUGAGUUGACUUCCCAUGGAACACUAAUCAUCUGUCCUGCCUCCCUGAUCCAUCAUUGGAAAAAUGAGGUGGAGAAACGGGUGAACAGCAACAAACUAAGAGUCUAUCUCUACCAUGGGCCAAACCGGGAUUCACGUGCCAGAGUCCUCUCUACAUAUGACAUCGUGAUCACUACCUAUAGCCUCGUGGCCAAGGAGAUUCCCACAAACAAGCAAGAGGCAGAGAUCCCAGGUGCAAACCUCAGUGUGGAGCGCACCUCAACACCUUUGCUUCAAAUAGCCUGGGCUCGAAUCAUAUUGGAUGAAGCUCACAAUGUUAAGAAUCCCCGAGUGCAGACAUCCAUAGCUGUGUGUAAGCUACAAGCCUGUGCCCGUUGGGCUGUCACUGGAACCCCCAUUCAAAACAACUUAUUGGAUAUGUAUUCACUGCUGAAGUUUCUCCGUUGCUCUCCAUUUGAUGAGUUCAAUCUGUGGAGGAGUCAGGUUGACAAUGGCUCAAAGAAAGGAGGAGAACGGUUAAGUAUUUUAACCAAGAGCCUUUUGCUGAGGAGAACAAAAGACCAGCUGGACUCUACUGGCAGACCUUUGGUGAUACUGCCCCAGCGUAAAUUUCAGUUGCACCAUUUAAAGCUUUCUGAAGAUGAAGAGACUGUUUACAAUGUGUUUUUUGCAAGAUCAAGGUCAGCUCUGCAGUCCUAUCUAAAAAGGCAUGAAAGUGGAGGCAACCAAUCUGGAAGAAGCCCUAAUAAUCCAUUCAAUAGAGUGGCACUGGAGUUUGGGUCCGAGGAGCCUAGACACCCUGAGGCAGCAGACUCACCAAGAUCCAGCACCGUCCACAUACUGUCCCAGUUGCUGAGACUCCGCCAGUGUUGCUGUCAUCUUUCUUUAUUGAAGUCGGCCCUGGAUCCAAUGGAACUGAAGGGUGAAGGUCUCGUCCUUUCCCUGGAAGAACAGCUCAGUGCUUUGACCUUGUCAGAACUCCGUGACUCAGAGCCGUCUUCCACUGUUUCCCUUAACGGCACCUUCUUCAAGAUGGAACUUUUUGAAGACACGCGAGAGAGCACCAAGAUUUCAUCUCUGUUGGCAGAAUUGGAGGCAAUUCAAAGAAAUUCAGCGUCCCAAAAGAGUGUCAUCGUCUCUCAGUGGACCAACAUGCUGAAAGUUGUAGCAUUGCACCUGAAGAAGCAUGGACUGACUUAUGCCACCAUUGAUGGCUCUGUCAACCCCAAGCAGAGAAUGGACUUGGUAGAGGCAUUUAACCACUCCAGAGGCCCUCAGGUAAUGCUAAUCUCUCUCUUGGCCGGAGGUGUUGGUCUAAACCUGACUGGAGGAAACCAUCUCUUUCUUUUGGACAUGCACUGGAAUCCGUCACUUGAGGAUCAAGCUUGUGACCGAAUUUACCGAGUAGGGCAGCAGAAAGAUGUUGUCAUACACAGAUUUGUUUGUGAGGGAACAGUAGAAGAAAAGAUCUUACAGCUCCAAGAAAAAAAGAAAGAUUUGGCCAAACAAGUUCUAUCAGGAUCUGGAGAAUCUGUCACCAAGCUCACCUUGGCUGACCUCAGAGUCCUUUUUGGCAUCUAACCUCCCGUGGAUAAGGGCUCAGAAUAGCACCAUUGCUGGUUUGUAUUAGGAUCUAGGAAUAACAACCUAAUCAUGAGCCUUGAACUCUGUUCUCUGCAUUUCAAUUUCACCAUUAAGCCUUUCACCUUCCUCAAAAUGAGGCAUAAUCUUUUCCCCAGAAUUGAGGAGGGGUUAUGUUAGCCAAUUAGUUAACCAGUUAUGUUAAUACGUCAAUUUAUUUAAUGAGUGGUAUGGAAACCAUUUGAUUGUUUUAGAUAAAAGAAAAUAUUUUAGAGUUGGAUGAUUUUGGAAAACAACUCUGGCAGAAUUGUACAUAAGCUUCGGUAAAGUUCAAAAAGCGGGCCAGGUGUGAUGGCUCAUGCCUGUAAUCCCAACACUUUGGGAGGCCGAGGCAGGAGGAUGGCUUGGUUCAAGACUAGCCUGGGCAACACAGUAAGACCCCAUCUCUAUGAAGAAUAAAUAAAUGAGCUAGGCGUGGUAGAGCACACCUGUAGUCCUAGCUACUUGGGAGGCUGAGGCAGGAGGAUUUCUUGAGCCCAGGAGGUUGAGGCUGCAGUGAGCUGUGAUUGUACCACUGUAUCCCAGCCUGGGUAAUAUAGUGAGACCCUGUCUCAAAAAAAAGAAAAAAAAGCUCAAAAACUUCUGUGUUGCCUAUCUCUUCUUAGCUGAUGAUGGGAGAACCACUGUUACUACCUUCUCUAACACAGGCUCCAUCCUAUCUCUUCAUCUCUUCUUGCCAAUGAUGUUGCUCCUGUAACCAUCUUUUUGUGGGUGGAGCAAAGAGUUGAUCCCUGCAGCCACCCUGCAACCAGCCAUCUCUGCAGUUCUCUCAGUGCAGGCAGUUCUUCCUCUCAGACUGAAGGUCAAGGAGAUGCUUUGUACAUGAACAGAUGUUGAGUAUCUGUAUCAUUGUAUUGUUUAGUGUCAGUGUAUCAUUUAGUGUUUGCAUCACUGUAUCAUUUAGUGUUGUGUAUCACUCAGUCAUUUAAUAUUGGUUAUCACCAUAUCGUUUACUAUCAUUUGGUUCAUUGUAUCAUUUAGUAUUUCUGUUAUAUCAUUUCUAUUACAUGUAGUAUUUGUAUAAUAUUUGUGUCAUUUUUAAUAGUAUUUGUAUUUUUACAAAUUUACAGUAUUUGUAGCAUUUAGUAUCAUUGUUUCAUUUAGUAUUUGGUAUAAUCUAAUAAAUACUAAUCCAGUCCGAUACUAAUCCAAUCCAAUACUAGUAAUACUAUUGGUACAAUCCAAUACUAAUAAUACUAACAGUAGUAUUGAUAUAAUCUAAUAAAUAAUGUGUUUGACAGUGUAGCAGAAAUAAGGCUAUGUGUUCAUCAAACCCAUUUCCUUUUCCUCCUGGGCACCCAGAGAGACUGUAUUUCCAUCUUGGCUGCAGUUUGAUGGGGUCCGUAUCAAUGGACUGUGGAGAGAAGUGAUGUAAGUCACUUCUAGGCUGCCCUCUACCACUUUUCAAAAGAUCAUUCAUGCUGUUUCUUCCCUCCUUAGCCUAUGGGAUGCAAAGGAACUGAUGGAAGAUUACAAGGCCCUAGGGAAGGUGAAGCCACUAGCUCAGCAGUUCUUAGCCUAGUUUUUGGCCAUCAGCCCUUCUAUUAGACUAGUAAAGCCUCAGUCCUGGAUGGCUUCCCCAUGUGCACUUCCCCCCUUGCACCAGCUCACCUCCACUGGACUAUGACAUGAUCAAGGAAUCUUUUUUUUUAAGCUACUGAGAUUUUUGUGUUGUUUAUGUAGCAGUUUGUACCCUAAUACAAACACUUGAGAUUUUAUACUUCAGGAAACUAUUCAGAUUUCCUUCUUCUCAUUAGCAAUUAUUCCAAAAACACUUACUCUGCUAAUUUCUGCUAGAAAGAAUCACAGUUCUUCUUACAUAGAAAUAUUUCUCUCCCUUGAGUUGGGAAACAAGAGCCUGUUAACCCAGUCACAGUGUGGACUGAGGCAUUCGGAGCCUGUUCAAGCAGAGGUUUUAUAUAAAGACAAGCUCUAAAGGCUUACAGAGGUAAAGACAAUGGCCUGGUUGGAAGAAUUAUAGUCUAGAACUGAGACUUGACUCCAGUUCUAGGCUCAUCUUAGCUGGGUGUGUAACGUUGAAAAAAAUUGGCCAAAUGCAGUGGCUCAUGCCUGUCAUCCCAGCACUUUGGGAGGCUGAGGCAGGUGGAUCAUGAGGUCAAGAGAUCAAGACCAUCCUGGCCAACAUGAUAAAACCCUAUCUCUACUAAAAAUACAAAAAUUAGCUGGGCGUGGUAGCAUGUGCCUGUAGUUCCAGCUACUGGGGAGGAUGAGGCAGGAGAAUCGCUUGAACCCGGGAGGCGGAGGUUGCAGUGAGCUGAGAUCGCGCCACUGCAUUCCAGCCUGGCGACAGAGUGAGACUCCAUCUCAAAAUCAGUCAGUCAAUCAAUCAAUCCUCACUUUCUCUACAUUGUGAUUUCCUCAUUUGUAAGGUGGGCAGUUUUCAGAACUUAGCAGCAACAAGGUUUCUGAUAAGAAGCAAAGGAAGUAAUAUUGCCUUUUUGAAGUUUUGCUAUAAGAUCGACACACCAAGGUAAAGAUUGAGUCACUUGAGAAGCAGUGGCUCCCAGGCCAGCAAGAAUGUACAAACCUGGCUCUGCCAUUUGCUAACUGAAAUUAGGCAAGUUGCAGAUUCCUUGGACAUCUCAAUCCUUUCAUCUGUAAAAUGUGUGGAUUAUCAUGUAUCUCAUGCUCUGCUGGGAAUAUCAUAGCAAAUAUAUAUACUAUAACAUGUUUGACCAGAUAGAUCAGUAAUGUCAACUAGAAGGUGUUGGACGAACAUUGUCAGUCUCCAGUCAAGCACUGUUUAGGGGAGAGGAAUUCUUUCAGGCUCAAGCAUUCUGGCUUUUAGUUUGGAGAGGGAUGCAGGGAUUGUAACCUACAAUCUUCAGAUAUUGAGGCCAUUGACAAGUAGUCUGCUGCAAGGUAGAUGCCUCCUGGUAUUUUAAAACAGCUUCUCUCAUUUCCCUUGUUAUUGUACGCAAGCAAAGCAACCUAGUUAUGUCUUGGGUAGGUGUUCUCAUAGCCUGUAAGAUGCUAUUGAUUUGAUGUGGAUGCAGAAAAAAAUGGAACCACUGCCUUAAUGGAAUGGAAUAUACCAAACAUGCAUUCUUAAAUCCUAGUGCUGGGAUGGAAAUGUCUCAUGAAUUAACAGAAGUGGCAUUCUGGUAUUAAUAUAUCCUACCUCAGGCUCAUAUUCAUUUUAGUGUAAAUCAGUUUCUUAAAGUCUAGGUAUGACAGGGUGGGUCACUGUACCUUCUAGCGAUGGACAGCAUCCCACAACAUAGUGAUCUAACUGAAGUGCUGCACUGAGUCCUGCCUGUGUCAACCGCCUUCCUUUAUGUCACACGACUGCUGCUGGAUUUGCUUUUUACAUCUGCCUGUUGCACCUGAUUUGGUCAUGGAUGAUAUGAGGUAAUAAAUGCUUUGAAAACCA